Molecule: messenger RNA, 1461 nt
Organism: Aedes aegypti (yellow fever mosquito)
Lineage: Eukaryota; Metazoa; Arthropoda; Insecta; Diptera; Culicidae
Product: keratinocyte proline-rich protein-like
Exons: 2
Coding region: 200-1270 (356 amino acids)
Source: RefSeq, a predicted model, not a curated record
ACCUGACAAGACUCGGAAACUUAUGCUCUGACUCCGGGUUGGGAUAUUAGGAGAUACGCACGUAUCAGGUGCACGAUUUACUCAUGAAAGGUAUAAAGGUGAGGACAGUUUCGGAGUUCGUCGACAGUAUCAAAUCCAUCAGCAGAUUGUGUGAUACUGAUUCAACGGGAUUAGGCGUUGGUGCAUUCGAUCGAGUAACAUGAAGGGCUUACCGAUUUCGUUCCUGUUAGUAACGCUAAGCGCGAUAGUCGUUCUCGGAGAUGAGCCGAAUACAGAUUCUAACGCAGUUGGGCUGGUUCAAAACAACGAAGCAUCUACGAUGGAAGGCGAGAAGAAAACUGCUAAACGGCAUCUAUCGCUAGGCAUCGGUUACGGCGGUGGACUUGGGUUUUCUGGUGGUGUGUAUGGAGGUCACUCGGCUGGAUUAAUUGGGAAAGGUGUCGGCAUUGGUUACGGCGGAGGUUACGGUGGAGGUUACGGCGGAGGCUAUGGAAGGCUGUACGGGCACGGUGACGGUUAUGAGGGUGGAUACCAUGGAGCUGGUUUUGGUUACGGCUAUGGCGGAGGAUACGCUAGUCACGGUGGAUACCACAGUGGUUAUCGCGGAAGCUACGGAGGAUUUGCGAAACCAUUCUACACAGCCACUAUCAAAGAACACAUCCCUGUGCCAGUGCCAAAACCUUAUCCAGUCUUUAUAAAGAAGACCAUUCCGAUUCCAAUAACAGUGCCAAAACCAGUACCAUACCCAGUGUACGUAAAGAAACCCAUACCGAUUCCUAUUGAUCGUCCAGUGCCAGUGGCAGUUCCAUACCCCGUCACAAAGCACGUGCAAGUACCAGUGCCACACCCGUAUCCAGUGCCAGUGAAAGUGCCAACUCCAGUCGUAGUAACGAAACCUGUAGUUGUGACUAAGCCAGUGCUCAUCACCAAGCACUACACUCCUGUCGUGAGUGCACCAAUUGUGAGCACUCCAAUAGUGUCCACUCCAGUGAUCGCGGCACAUGCUCCAAUCCUCGCCACCACGGGACAUAUUUCCGUUUCGAACCACGGAGUUCAUCAAACUCAUGGAUCACAUCUACAUUCCGGUUCAUAUGGCUAUUCGAGUGGAGGCCAUUACGGAGGGGGUUCUCUAGGGCAUUAUGGCGCUUCUAGCCAUUUUGGGUCAGAAGGACAUUUUGCAGCUGGAGGCCACUUCGGCGCUGGUGGACACUAUGGCGCCGGUGGUCACUUUGCAGCGGGAACUGUGGGUGGAACCAUAUGCGAUCACUAAAUAGUUAAUCUUCUGUUAACUGAUGCUCAACACUAAUAGUACUUUAAGCAUAGAUGUUGAAAUAGUAAAUUAGUAGACUAAGAAGAUAGUUGUACAAAAACUUUACAAUGAAAUACAUGAAUCACUUGUUUGAGAAACCAAAUAAGGCUAUCUGACACAAAUAUCAACAAAGAACAGAUUUUACCAAAAUU